AUGUCUGCCAAGGGGGAGGUUGGGGAGAGUCGAGCACGUGUUGUAUAUAAUGGGAGUGCUUCUAGAAUCAAUGAAAUUGGGCUUCAACUUUAUCCAGUUUCUGAGUAUGACUCUGGCGAAGGCUUACCAUAUGCUCCUGUAGAUUGGCCAUAUGCUGGUGAUAAGUGGGGCUGGCGGGCAGGGAAAAGAGUUACAAGUUCAGGCACCUUUAGAGAUAGAUAUUUGUAUCUUCCGAAGCAUUUUAAGGAUCCAAAAUGUGGAAAGAAAAAUUCUUUUCGAAGUAAGAUUUCAGUUAAAAAGUAUCUCCAGUCUGAGUAUCCUGACAUGGAUAUAAACCAAUUUUUUGCCUCAUUUAGUUGGAUGAUUCCUUCGAAGCAGUCGCCAAGCUCAAAAGAUAUUGAUUUUGACUCAGAUAUGAAAGAGAGGACUACAUCUUUAGGGACAAAAUUGCAGUCUUUAUUGUCUGAUUCACCUAUAAGAGCCAUUACUUGUAAGGCUGGUAACAAAAUUUGUAGCAGUUUAACAGCAGAAAAUCCUUUUCCGGCCAUGCUAUGUGAUAUCUGUUGCAGCGAGCCUGGUUUUUGCCGAGACUGUUGCUGUAUCCUUUGUUGCAAAACUAUCAGUUCGGACUUUGAUGGGUACAAUUAUAUUCAAUGUGAAGCAACAAUAGAUGGCUACAUAUGUGGACAUGUUUCCCAUGUAGACUGUGCUCUACGAGCUUACAUGGCCGGGACAGUUGGAGGAAGCAUCAAUUUGGAUACACAGUAUUUAUGUCGAUACUGUGAUUUAAGGAUGGAUUUGGUUCCACAUGCUCUGAAGCUUUUAAACACCUGCACAUCUGUUGCUUCUCGUGCUGACAUCGAAACGAUUUUGAAUGUUGGCAUUUGUAUUUUGCGUGGCUCACAAAAAAGAAGUGGAAAAGAGUUGUUGCAUCGUAUUGAAUCAAUCAAGGCAAAGGUGAAAGGCGUCUGCAUUCAAGAUGCAUUCAAAAUUGAAAGUUCUGUGGAUAGCACUGACUCUGUCUCCUUUCUGUUCAAGUUUGAGAAUCAGCAGGUACAAAAUCCUACAUUUCCCAGUGAAGACCCCAAUGGCAUUACUGAUGAUCCUGGUCAAUCAGAUGCAUUUCCUACGGAUUAUUUAGUUAAUAGUACUGUGUCACAUAAUUCAUUGAAUACCUCUUUCACUAACUCAUUUGAAAACAAUGAUUAUUCUGAUGGUGAACCUAUACCAAGUGACUAG
Messenger RNA from Solanum tuberosum (potato), 1239 nucleotides. RefSeq lists its product as uncharacterized. NCBI's taxonomy places the organism in Eukaryota, Viridiplantae, Streptophyta, Magnoliopsida, Solanales, Solanaceae. The transcript has 4 exons. The record is from RefSeq and is a predicted model, not a curated record. The coding region runs from base 1 to 1239 and encodes 412 amino acids.